Molecule: messenger RNA, 1775 nt
Organism: Suillus subalutaceus
Lineage: Eukaryota; Fungi; Basidiomycota; Agaricomycetes; Boletales; Suillaceae
Product: HAD-like domain-containing protein
Exons: 5
Coding region: 209-1393 (394 amino acids)
Cellular component (GO): plasma membrane
Molecular function (GO): phosphoprotein phosphatase activity
Source: RefSeq, a predicted model, not a curated record
ACUAGGUGACGCGCACCAUCGUUGUCAGUUGGACUGGUGCUAUAAUCUGUGAAUAUGUAUAAACAGGUUACGGUCAAAAACUUGGGAACGGUUGGCUGUGUACUUUUCGCUCAUCAUGACCUGAACAGCUGGGCCUUGCCAGCAUCCAAGCUUAUAAACCAGUUAAAUAACUGAUAGGGUUGCUGAUUCUACCAACAAGGCCAAGUCUAUGGGAAGCUCUCAAAACUUGAGGAAGGAAUUCUUCAUGACGAAACUUCUCAUGCCAUGCGUUCCCCCUGGCGCCGAUCACGCGCCUGCGACUGACGUCGAAAGCCAUGAUUCCAUGCGGUACAAGAUUGCCAGCUCGGCCAGCGGUAGCUCAGCGUCACCGGUCGACACUAGUGUCUCUAGUGACAAGCAGGAUGAAGUUAAGGAGACGGAACGGGAAAAGCCAAUCCCAGUGAUCAUCGACUCGGAAACAUCUCCUUUAACGCAAACCACCCUCACAGAAGUUGAUGUUAUCAUUUCCCUCAUGCCAACCAAGACCUUCCUCCCAAGAUUUGAAACAGAGUGGAUGACUAGCGGAGCAGUCCAGCCUCCAGGAUCGACUGGGACAGACAUCUUCUUGCCUUCACAAUUAUCUCAUCGUGACGCAUCAUACACAUCAUCGGGGGGUACCAAAUCACAUGCUGGAGAUAUCUCAUAUACAACGACAGAUUCUGAAGGCAGCUUCACAGACCUUGAAGAGGGCCAUGGAGAAAAGGAGGUGCCUGAAAUCAAAGCAGUAGAACCGAUGAAGGAGGAUGUUCUUAUCCUGAAUGGAGGUACUGGAAUCCCGAUAGGGCCCGAUGGCGAACCACACCCGCUUUUGCCACCAAUAUCAUCCCGACACAAGGGGCGCAAAUGUCUCGUUCUUGACCUCGACGAGACCCUUGUUCACAGUAGUUUUGGGUCUCUUCGACAUGCGGAUUAUAUUGUACCAGUGGAAAUUGAGUGUCUUUGGCACGAUGUGAACGUCAUCAAGCGUCCGGGUGUGGACGACUUCCUGAAGAAGAUGGGCGAAAUAUAUGAGGUGGUGGUAUUCACCGCCAGCGUGAGCGAGUUUGCGGACCCCGUUCUGGAUAAGCUGGACAUCCAUCAAGCAGUGUCGCAUCGGCUAUUCAGAGAGAGUUGCUAUAACCACAAUGGGGACUAUGUCAAGGAUCUCUCCCAGCUGGGUCGUCCGCUCUCAGGUACCAUCAUUCUGGACAACUCUCCUGCAUCAUAUACUUUCCACCCCAAGAAUGCGGUCCCUGUUUCUUCCUGGUUCAAUGACCCACAUGACACAGAGCUCACUGAUCUUUGUCCUUUCCUUGCGGAUCUUGGUGGCGUAAGAGACGUUCGUGGAGUCUUGGAUGUCAGUCCGUAUGGGUAAUGGUGCAUUGUGUUUAAGGAAGAAGAAACCAAGAGAGCUGUAAGCUGCGACUGCAUUGGCCUCAUGAUUUUUAAUGCGAUAUUCUCUGGAAUAUCAUAUUGACAUCUAGUUUUGGGUUGUGAUUUUUCCAGUCUUGGGUGCACUCGUACAACGUUGAUCGUUACCGGCAAUUCUUGCCAUCAAGAGCAACUAACCAUAUUGCGAUAUAAUUUCUACUUGAAUAGCUUGUACUAUUGUGACAUUUUCCUCCCUUAUUUUAUGGAAUCUUUAUGUCUGUUUUCACCUUACACGACGAUGCCUCUUUCACUCUUGUCCGCACAAAACCACGAUCUCUGAUGAACUAUCAUAAUGGUAAUGUUACUUACUCACAACUGUAUCUGCU